AUGUGCUCCAUGUAUUACGAUGAGGACGGGGAUCUCGCCCACGAGUUCUACGAGGAGACAAUCGUUACAAAGAACGGGAGGAAGCGUGCCAAGCUGAAGAGGAUCCACAAGAACCUGAUACCUCAGGGCAUAGUGAAACUAGAGCACCCUCGCAUUCACGUGGAUUUCCCGGUGAUCAUCUGCGAGGUGUGAGUCGCCAGACUUUGCUGCCUGUGGGUGGGAGGCCCUGCCCCACCACCCCCAGCCUCACCAGGAGGCUGCGUGUCGUGUUCCCACCCGAGGAGGACU
This is a messenger RNA of Pygoscelis adeliae (Adelie penguin), 288 nucleotides long. It is a transcript of the gene TUSC2, whose product is annotated as tumor suppressor candidate 2. Gene Ontology annotation, biological process: regulation of mitochondrial membrane potential; inflammatory response. The record is from RefSeq and is a predicted model, not a curated record. The transcript has 3 exons. NCBI's taxonomy places the organism in Eukaryota, Metazoa, Chordata, Aves, Sphenisciformes, Spheniscidae. Bases 1 to 192 code for a protein of 63 amino acids. Gene Ontology annotation, cellular component: mitochondrion.